Molecule: messenger RNA, 4226 nt
Organism: Pelodiscus sinensis (Chinese soft-shelled turtle)
Lineage: Eukaryota; Metazoa; Chordata; Testudines; Trionychidae
Source: RefSeq, a predicted model, not a curated record
GCUGCAGCGAAGGGCCUCGCAGAAGGAGCUGAGGCAGAGCUUCGCCAGGUCCAAGGGCAUCCACGUCAACCUGACCUACGACGAGCACGUGCACGCCCGAGCCCAGGAGCCGCUCAGCAGCAUGCGGAGAAGGGCCCUGCUGAGGAAGGCCAGCUCCUUACCCCCGACCACGGCUCACAUCCUCAGCGCCCUGCUGGAGUCCCGGGUCAGCCUGCCCCAGUACCAGCCCACCGCCCUGGACUACAAGCGCUACCUCAGGGAGCACAACGAGCGCCAGUUCUUCUUGGAGCUGGUCAAGGACAUCUCCAACGACCUGGACCUCACCAGCCUCAGCUACAAGAUCCUCAUCUUUGUCUGCCUCAUGGUGGAGGCUGACCGGAGCUCGCUCUUCCUGGUGGAGGGAGCUGCAGCUGGCAAGAAGAGCCUGGUGUCCAAGUUCUUCGAUGUGCAUGCAGGCACCCCGCUCCUGCCCUGCUGCAGCACCGAGAACUCCAAUGAGGUGCAGGUGCCCUGGGGCAAGGGCAUCAUCGGCUAUGUGGCAGAGCAUGGGGAGACAGUCAACAUCCCAGACGCUUACCAGGAUCGUCGCUUUAAUGAUGAGAUUGACAAACUGACUGGAUACAAGACAAAGUCACUGUUAUGCAUGCCCAUAAGAAACAGUGAUGGAGAGAUUAUUGGUGUUGCCCAAGCGAUAAAUAAAAUUCCUGGAGGUGCUCCUUUUACUGACGACGAUGAAAAAGCUUUGUUGGAAGUAGUUAAUGAUCUCUUUGAGGAACAGACAGACUUAGAGAAAAUCGUUAAGAAAAUCAUGCAUCGAGCCCAGACUCUGUUGAAGUGUGAACGCUGCUCAGUAUUACUGCUGGAAGACAUUGAAUCACCAGUGGUGAAGUUUACAAAAUCCUUUGAGUUGCUGUCUCCAAAAUGCAGUGCUGAUGCUGAGAACAGUUUCAAAGACAGUAUGGAGAAAUCAUCAUCUUAUUCUGACUGGCUCAUAAAUAACAGCAUUGCUGAGCUAGUAGCUUCCACGGGUCUUCCAGUGAACAUCAGUGAUGCGUAUCAGGAUCCUCGCUUUGACGCUGAAGCUGACCAGUUUUCAGGCUUUCACAUAAGGUCUGUUCUUUGUGUUCCUAUAUGGAAUAGCAGCCACCAAAUAAUUGGUGUAGCUCAAGUGUUGAACAGGCUGGAUGGGAAACCUUUUGAUGAUGCUGAUCAGCGAUUAUUUGAGGCUUUUGUUAUUUUUUGUGGCCUGGGCAUCAACAACACUAUAAUGUAUGAUCAAGUGAAGAAAUCUUGGGCAAAGCAAUCUGUGGCUCUUGAUGUUCUGUCCUACCAUGCAACAUGCUCAAAGGCAGAAGUCGACAAAUUUAAGGCAGCAAACAUACCACUGGUAUCAGAGCUUGGCAUUGACGAUAUCCAUUUUGAUGACUUUUCACUCGAUGUGGAUGCCAUGAUUACUGCAGCCCUCCGGAUGUUCAUGGAGCUUGGAAUGGUGCAGAAAUUUAAAAUAGACUAUGAGACACUGUGUAGGUGGCUUUUGACAGUGAGGAAGAAUUACCGAAUGGUUCUGUAUCACAACUGGAGGCAUGCUUUCAAUGUGUGCCAAUUAAUGUUUGCAAUGUUAACUACAGCAGGAUUUCAGGAGAUUCUGACUGAAAUUGAAAUUUUAGCUUUGAUUGUGGGAUGUUUAUGUCAUGACCUUGACCACAGGGGAACCAACAAUGCCUUCCAAGCCAAGAGCGGAUCCGCUUUGGCUCAACUAUAUGGAACUUCUGCUACUUUGGAGCAUCAUCAUUUUAAUCAUGCUGUCAUGAUUCUUCAAAGUGAGGGUCACAACAUCUUUGCUAACUUGUCCUCCAAGGAAUACAGUGACCUUAUGCAGCUUCUAAAGCAGUCAAUAUUGGCAACGGAUCUCACUCUAUAUUUUGAGAGAAGGACUGAGUUUUUUGAACUUGUUAAUAAAGGCAAUUACAAUUGGAAUGUCAAAAGCCAUCGAGAAAUAUUUCGAUCAAUGCUAAUGACAGCCUGUGACCUCGGAGCUGUGACCAAACCGUGGGAGAUUUCAAGACAGGCAGCUGAAUUGGUAACCAGUGAGUUCUUUGAACAAGGAGACAGAGAGAGAUCUGAACUCAAACUCACUCCUUCAGCUAUUUUUGAUCGGAACAGGAAAGAUGAACUACCCAGGUUGCAGCUGGAAUGGAUUGAUAGCAUCUGCAUGCCCCUGUAUCAGUCUCUAGUGAAGGUGAAUGUGAAACUGAAGCCCAUGUUGGACUCUGUGGCAGUAAACAGGGGUAAAUGGGAGGAGCUGCACCAGAAAACACUUCUCUCCCAGACAACACCCUGUUCCUCUUCUUCUAGCUUUUCUGUCUCUCUUGAAGACAUACAUUAAGCCUGUGAACAUCAGCUGCUGUUAUGACGACAGCUGUCUGCAAGGCAGUCCUAAGCUCAGCCACAUCAUUUUUAAAAAAUGCUUCCACUGACAUGAUUAAUUGAUUGGAUAUAAUUUCGCUGGCCAUGAUUUGGCUUUUAUGUAGGUGUUCAGUUGGUCUGAAAAGACCUGAGAUAAGAUGAUGCUGAUAUCUGGAGUCACAUAGAAGGCAUAGCAGAAGCAGUCAUUGAGCUCCAUCACAUUUCAACUGCUGUUGUUUAAAAAACAAACAAAAAAACACACCACCACACCAGACUGCAGACUGAAAUACAAGAAUUUACAUCUUAAUAAAAUUAAUAAUACAGAGCAGACUGGGAAUGCACAAUUAUCAAUGCAUAUGCAAGGAGCUGCAGGAAAACUGAAGACUGUGUAAUUACUUUGUUGUUUUGCAUCUUUUCAGUAUUUGUUAUGAACCAAUUAUGCCUGCUUUUGUAAUGUCUUUCUCAUUCCUUCUCUGUCAUGCUUGAGCAUUCUGAAAUGCCUGCUUUGUAUUCUACAAAAGUAUUUUUUUACAACAAAGCUGCUUAGUGAUUGAUCAGAGCCUUUAGAAUUGCCUGUCUGCUACAUUUAAAAAUAAACUUUAUUAUCUUUAAAAAUAUAAAUCUGUCCCAGUUCCCCUAAAAUAUUCAUAUUAACAAUGCAGUGAAUUACUUUGCAGGUGGAAAUCUGUAUAAAGGCAAAAAUUACUGCAUGGUAAUUUGGGUUCAUUCUUUUAGAAAAACUGUUUCAUUUUUAAGCUGCAUUUUACCUAAGGAAAGAACUAAUAGCCUUUAACAAAAAUAGGAUAAAAAGGGAAAUGUAUUGCUUUGUGCUGAAGAAUGUGCAUUGAAGAGUUUACUUUGGAUGUGUCUUUCUGAUAUAAUUUCCAACUGAGAUAAAUAUUUUGACUGUUACCCCAUAAGAAAUGAUGGAGAAAUAGAGUACCAUCACACUAGAUAUCGACUACCUCUUAUUUCUCUUACCAUGUCUUUUAUCCAAUUACAACUAGCAGAAAGCAAAUCCAGGGUAACAUAUCUGAACCGUUGUAAGUAAAAUGUUGAUCAGUUGUGAUAAAGAAUUCAAGCAUGCCUAGUUCUCAGUGACCACACUAAAGUUGGCCUCUUCCAAUCAGUGCAGAAAUCCUUGGCAAAACAGCACUGUAAUCCAUGAUUUGAGACUGCUUGCUCUAUUCCAAGCACGUGAAUACAAGAGGACGCAUGACAGAAUGCUUCCCAUCUUUAGGGCUUCUUAAGCAUGAAAUUGCCCCUUCAGGAAAAAAGAAAGCUACUAGGGUCAUCAGUUACUGGAGGCCCUGACAAUGGCAAUUUGAAACUAGGAAUGGCUACCACUAGGCAAAAACAGCAUAAGAAAUUAAAACCAGAUUCUAAUCUCUUUUACACUAUCAGCAAAACAGAAUAACACCUCUCACUUCAGUGGAGAUACCCUGGAUUGUCAUUGCUGUAACAAAAAUCAGAAUGACUUACAGGAACAGAUUUUCAUAAGAGCCGAGUACCAUUCUCUCUCAUGAGCACCUAAGUAAGAUGGGCAAUGCACUAAGCAUUUUUGAAAAUCCGACUAUUACUUCUAAUUGACAAUUUGUAAAACUAUAUCCAUUUAUUAAAAUGUUUGUACUAUUUAUAAUUUGUGUAGACAUUAGAAUGCCUGAAUAAUCCAGAACCAGUGCAAGAAAAUCUAGUUAUCUAAAUCACUGAACCAUAUCAUGUUUGCUACCAAAGAGAAAUGGGGAGGGAGAAGGAGACAUGUAUGCUAUCCAGAGGUAAAUACAUUUACUGUAUGAACUUGCUUCUGUUUCUUUUCCACC